Molecule: messenger RNA, 420 nt
Organism: Prorocentrum cordatum
Lineage: Eukaryota; Dinophyceae; Prorocentrales; Prorocentraceae
Source: the annotation of a GenBank genome assembly
AUGUCUUCAAUGGGUGCCGGCGUGCAAACUCAGUUCACUUGCGAGGACGCCUGUGUGCAAACUCAGUUCACUUCAAUGGAUGCUGGCGUGCAUACUCAGUUCACUCUGAAGGACGCCGGUGUGCAAACUCAGUUCACUUUCCAGGACGACGUCAAAACAUGGAUUGACAGGAGCACUGCCCAGAAGGGGUUCACCGGCCAGAUUGCGCUGCAGUAUGAAAUCCAGGGGCUUGAAUUAUUCGUAGACCUCAUGACAGAGCCAAUGACCAUCCCAAAACAUCAUGUAUCAUUUUGGUUCCAUACUUUGUUCAACCUCACGGAUGGAUCAUGUUCAGUUGUUUCUGGGAGAACUUUUGGAUUGUCUCAAAUCUCACCGUUUCGUGACGGGGAAAAUGGACCGUGCCGAGGAGGCCAGGUUUAA